AUGACCAAGUGGACUCUACUGAUGCUGAUGGUCCUGACCUUGGUCAGAAACCCCCUUAUCCCAGCGACCCCUGUCCCAGCCUUCCAGCAUGUCCCUCAGGACUUUUCCCAGGGCACUCCCUACCCUGUGAUCUCAAAGAGCCCCUCCAGUUCGCUGUGGGAUCACCCCCAGCCCGGCCCCCGCCCUGGCUCCCACAUCACCCUCUCUCUGGACGUUCCCAUGGGUCUCCUGCAGAUCUUACUGGAACAGGCACGGGCCAGGGCUGUUCGAGAACAGGCUGCUGCCAACGCUCAGAUCCUGGCCCAUGUGGGCCGCCGCUAA
This is a messenger RNA of Suncus etruscus (white-toothed pygmy shrew), 321 nucleotides long. It is a transcript of the gene UCN2, whose product is annotated as urocortin 2. Gene Ontology annotation, molecular function: hormone activity; corticotropin-releasing hormone receptor 2 binding. Gene Ontology annotation, biological process: hormone-mediated signaling pathway; cellular response to nutrient levels; digestion. The transcript has a single exon. The record is from RefSeq and is a predicted model, not a curated record. Gene Ontology annotation, cellular component: extracellular region. The coding region runs from base 1 to 321 and encodes 106 amino acids. NCBI's taxonomy places the organism in Eukaryota, Metazoa, Chordata, Mammalia, Eulipotyphla, Soricidae.